GUUUCGGAGCAAUACCUACAAAUAUCAACAAUUUGUUCUAGAUCCAGCACUUGGUAUAAACGUGCACAGCAUAAUGUUUUACUACUCAACAAUUCUAUUUUUACUGCUAUUAAUGGCGGAUUCAUUAAAUGCCCAAGCCAACUAUGUAAACGCCACUCACCCAAGGCCGUGGAAGGUGCUGUACUAUCCAAAGAAAACUGUCUUCAAGAAAGCUGAUCUCAUUGAUAAAGGAUGUGUGGUUUUCCUAAAGAUGUGUCCCAGGUUUUAUAAACGUAAUGUGGUCUGCGCACGCCACUACGACGGGCAUUACAAAACCUUUGACAAUUACUGCGAAAUGGAGUAUGAGAACUGCAACAGUUGGAGACAAUGGAGUUUGAUCAAACACACAAGAUGUUAAUUGAAUAAAUACGACAUGCUGUUUAAAAUUUCUAAUUUUAAGUUAGUAUAAAUUAUUUGUGGUAAAAACUAGUUUAAUUUUUUUCCCCAGAAAAUUAACAAAUACCCUAAACUUGCAAUAUAUUA
Spodoptera frugiperda (fall armyworm) is the source of this 522-nucleotide messenger RNA. RefSeq lists its product as uncharacterized. NCBI's taxonomy places the organism in Eukaryota, Metazoa, Arthropoda, Insecta, Lepidoptera, Noctuidae. The coding region runs from base 74 to 397 and encodes 107 amino acids. The transcript has 4 exons. The record is from RefSeq and is a predicted model, not a curated record.